Messenger RNA from Knipowitschia caucasica, 234 nucleotides. NCBI's taxonomy places the organism in Eukaryota, Metazoa, Chordata, Actinopteri, Gobiiformes, Gobiidae. The record is from the annotation of a GenBank genome assembly.
AUGGCACCUGGCUCCACCCCCAAGUCUAUAACUACAGUCUCAUGGCACCUGCUCUGUCUUGACACUGAGCUGAUUUUGGAGAUUCUCUUUUCCUGUGGAGAACUGCGUAAAAGCCUAUCCAGUUUCUCCACCCUCCACUUCCAUAUUUCACCAUAUUCAACAACUAACUACGAUUCCCCUCCUUACCUCCUCCCACUCCAUGACCAAGACACAAUUCCCACAAUAAAUAUUUGA